This is a messenger RNA of Anoplopoma fimbria (sablefish), 1574 nucleotides long. RefSeq lists its product as uncharacterized. The record is from RefSeq and is a predicted model, not a curated record. Lineage: Eukaryota; Metazoa; Chordata; Actinopteri; Perciformes; Anoplopomatidae. The transcript is spliced from 4 exons. The coding region runs from base 40 to 831 and encodes 263 amino acids.
CAGAGCGCCGUGCGGUCAGCGCCGCAGCUUCACCGCAACAUGCCGGGCAAAUGUAAGUUCCAGGACUCCUGGCUGUCCAAGGGGAUGUACAAGGACUGGCUGGUGAAGGACCUGCAGGACAUCCACUUCGCCCGCUGCAGGGCCUGCUGCAAGGCCAUCAAGCUGCAGACGAUGGGCGAGGCUGCGCUCACCAGCCACGCAGGAGGAGCCGGACAUAAAGCGGCCGUGAGAAAGCUGCGGGAAGCAGACGGUGUGAUUCUGAUUAAUGCCGCUGGGCAGACCAACGGCAGCGUGAAGCAGGCUGAGGACUGCAAGGACCAAGUGGCCGUCUGCCUCCAGCGGGACGCUUUGGACAGAAUACCAGGCAGCGACUGGUCCACUCUGCACCGCAGCCCCACCACAAACUCCAACUCCCACAAUGCAGAGCUACAGGACGUGACAUAUCCUGCAGCCUACUUGACAGCCCCAGGCACCUCCCAUGUCAUCAGCCAGCGUCUGCACCCGACAGGCAGCGAGGCGGAGGAAGCGACCCGCCGCUCAUCUCAGAGCGACCACGCCGACCUGUCGAGACAGGAGCAGCAGCAGAGGGCAGACGCUCUGGAGCAGCAGCAGCAGAUGAAGAUCCUGGAGUGGGAGAACAGGAUGAAGGUGCUGGCGUGGGAGCAGGAGCUGGUGAGGGAGAAGAGGAGAGCGGCGCGGCAGAAGGAGAAGGCCUUCAGGAUGAAGAAGACCUACUACAAAGCCAAGCUAAAGAGGAUGGGCGAGGAGGUGCCGCCAUCGUCCUCCAGCAGCAGCGAUGAAGAGGCCAAAACGUACGGACCGUCGGGAUGAACUGUUCUCAUUGUUGCAUUUUUAUCAGUACUUGUAUUCUCUUGUCUAUAUGCCUGAUAUUUUUAUACGUUGUCUUGUAUUUUAACGUAAAAGGAAGGACUCUCAGUUGCUUUAUAUCAGCCGUUCUUACGCAAAGAGGGGAAUUUACUUCCCUGUGUGAAGUUUCUCUGCUUUGGUUGUGGUUGAAAGCACAAGUGAAAGUAUUUGAGUUGCAGAAAACUCAAAAGUUACAUAACAGAACCGUUACGUUAUUCCAAAUGGUCAAACUACCAAACAAUCCCUCUGCAACACAACCACCACCUUCUCUGCCUAAGUGAGCUUUCAAAGAUAUUAAGGACAACUUUAAACAUUAAAGAUGUGGUACUAACAGACUCAUAGAAGUACAUGGAAAAACUAUGAAUAAUGAAUACUUUGCACAUCUUGUAGAAAAGGGGUUGAGAUCAAAAUCACAAUGUUUUGUUUUAUCUGUCAUUUCAGUAUUCAAAAUGAGAUGUUCGUUGUUUUUUAAGGUUGAUAGUGUCUGUAAAGGUCAUAGCCUUAUUCUAGGGAGAAUGUACGUCAUUUUAAAGAAUGUAUUGAUAUUACAUCUAAUCACUGCAGAUGUAGAAAUUAAAUGACAUUCCUUAGUGGACAAUCUUUUAUCAUGAUUUUACCUGCAAAGUUUCUUUUUUUCAUGUUAACAUGAGUAUGUACGCUUAAACUUUAGUCUUUGCUUUAUAAAUAAAUUUGUAUUUGGCUCAAAG